Molecule: messenger RNA, 1322 nt
Organism: Triticum dicoccoides
Lineage: Eukaryota; Viridiplantae; Streptophyta; Magnoliopsida; Poales; Poaceae
Exons: 4
Coding region: 72-908 (278 amino acids)
Molecular function (GO): 2 iron, 2 sulfur cluster binding; nitrite reductase [NAD(P)H] activity
Source: RefSeq, a predicted model, not a curated record
CACCACCACCCCGCCCUCCUCCUCCACCACCCUAACCCCUCCGCCCCCACACGCCUCCCUGCAUUCCCCCAAUGGCGGCCAUUACCACCACAACCGCGUCCUCCUCCUUCCUCCACCGCCGUAUCUCCUCGUCACCACCAACAACCACCAUCCCGCUCCCGCGUAGCCACCUGGUUCCCUUCCACGCGCGCAACCGGUGCCACUACAGGCUCACCUGCCGCGCCACCGAUGUGUCCGGGGCCGAGCCCUCGGCGCCACCAGAGACCGGUGGGGGCAACAGCUGGUUACCGGUGGUGCCGCUGGCGGCGCUCCCGCGGGGAGAGCGCCGUGUGAUCGUACAGGACGGCGAGGAGAUCCUGCUUCUCUGGUACAAGGAUGAGGUCUUCGCCAUCGAGAACCGCUCCCCGGCGGAGGGCGCGUACACCGAGGGCCUCCUCAACGCCAAGCUCACGCAGGAUGGCUGCAUUGUUUGCCCAUCAACAGAUAGUACCUUUGAUCUUCGCACUGGGGAAAUAAAAGAGUGGUAUCCGAAAAACCCUGUUUUAAGGGCUCUGACACCUGUAUUGAGAAAACUAUUCGUGUACCCUGCAAAAACGGAUGGAGAAAAUAUAUACAUCAGCAUUAGGGGCGCUGCUAGCUCUGGUGGAUCAGCUGAGAUUCUGUUCAGCGGGAAAGCUCAACCAGGGAGUACUGCAUCUGAUGUCAACAUCGAAGAGGUUAGAAUGGUGGUCGAUGAAGGUGUAGGAGGUUUUGGUUUCACUGCUUACAAUGAACUGGUCAACGGAAAAGCUGCCAUAAUUGGCUUUCUAUUGUUGAUAGAUUUUGAACUUUUAACUGGUAAAGGCCUUCUAAAGGGGACUGGUUUGUUGGACUUCAUCUAUGCAAUUUCAAGUGCUUUCAGCUCGUAAAGAUGUUUUCUGUUUAGUGUGCAGUGUUAUCAAGCAUUCUCUUUGUGCCAGCAUUGCUGCCCUGUUAGCAUACGGAGCUCAUUGCUUCCAGUUCCUGGCUUCAGAAAUCCCAUUUUCCUGCACUUGGCUGUAUCUCAGAUGAGAUCAUUGAGUGGUUUAUGUCAAAAGAAGAUGAGAAGAUUUUAGAUCUAGGUUUUUGCUUGUUUAAUUUUUGGAUUUAUUCACUCGAACCUGAAAGAAGUGGUUUAUUCACUUGAACACUUCUAACACUUCUUUCGGGAUCGAGUGAAUAACAAGAGAUUGCUGCUUGUUAUCAUGUAAGGAGUACAACAAUACUGUAUUAUUCCCGGUGUGAAGUUUAGUGGAGCAAUCUGCUAUUCUCCUCAAGCCAGUAAAUCUGGUUUGUCACUGCCA